UCUUCCGAAGAGAUUCUACUCGAAUUAUCCUUCUCAGCCUUCCUUGUUCCUAAAAACCUUCCUCUCGACCGCGCCGGAUUGCGGGGACGACGUCAUGAACGACACCACGACCACCCCUUCUCCCACUCCGGGACCCGCCACGAAAGCAACUCCGACUUCGAAAUCCCCCUCAGUAGCGGCCGGAACGAAACGCAAGCGCGCAUCCGCGGCGAAAUACUAUGCCGUGAAGGCUGGCUACCAGCCCGGUGUUUACUAUGAUUGGCACGAUUGUUUGACCCAGGUUACCGGGUACAAGGGAGCUGUCUUCCAGGCCUUCCCUUCUUACGAAGAAGCAAAUGCUUUCCUCACCGGGACCCGUGCGCCCGCUGCGCGCGGCGGCACUCCCCUAGAUUCUGAACCCACGAGAUUUUACGGUGUUCAGCGCGGUCGAAUACCCGGUGUUUAUACGGACUGGGCAAAAGCGCAGGAGCAGAUCAAAGGUUUUCCCAAGCCACGUUACAAGAAAUUCUCGACUAGGGAGGAGGCAGAGGAGUUUGCAAGGGAAGGCCAAGGAUCCGGCGCUACGUUCGGAAAGACCCCGGAAUCACAGAAGCUCGCCGGUGCACCGGGAAUGAUGAACGGGGUCCCUGCAGAUGCGCAGGGUAUACCUUUUGAGGCGGGCACUGGCCCUCUGCCGACCGGAGCGGAGGAUGGGUUUGACCCCAAUGUAUUGUUGGAUCCCAAAACAGGAAAAGUGGUCUAUAAAUCACAGGACCAGAAGGCCGCGACCAAGGUGAAAUCUACUGGUCCGCCAGGGAUGCUGCGCAUCUACACGGACGGUAGCUCCUUGAAAAAUGGCAAAGCGCUUGCCUCCGCGGGCGUUGGGGUUUACUUUGGACCUGGCGAUUCCCGGUUUGUCCCCCCUGACGUUCACCUUAGCGUUGUCGCGUCUUCUUUAUCCCUUAGGGGGUCUACCUUUGGCUAAUACUGACGCCUGUUCUCCCAGCAGAAAUGUUU
Molecule: messenger RNA, 996 nt
Organism: Aspergillus costaricaensis CBS 115574
Lineage: Eukaryota; Fungi; Ascomycota; Eurotiomycetes; Eurotiales; Aspergillaceae
Product: RNA-DNA hybrid ribonuclease
Exons: 2
Coding region: 95-964 (289 amino acids)
Biological process (GO): DNA replication, removal of RNA primer
Molecular function (GO): RNA-DNA hybrid ribonuclease activity; nucleic acid binding
Source: RefSeq, a predicted model, not a curated record